Molecule: messenger RNA, 1349 nt
Organism: Closterium sp. NIES-67
Lineage: Eukaryota; Viridiplantae; Streptophyta; Zygnematophyceae; Desmidiales; Closteriaceae
Source: the annotation of a GenBank genome assembly
CUGCAUGAAAGGCACUUCGAUGAAGCGCACUUCUUCCGCCUGUCGCCCUCACGCACGGCGCAGCAAAGCAACCCGACCGCGGCUUCUACUAUGGCGGAGUCUCGUCCCUCCCCCGCCUUGUCCGCGGUCGUCGUCAUCGGUCCCAGCGGCUCGGGGAAAACGUGAGGACCGUAGGGCGUCGCCUCGCGGAGCGGUUGGGUUGGGACUUCUACGACGCCGAUGACUUCCACUCGCGCGACAACCGAGGCAAGAUGGCUCGCGGCGUGCCCCUGUGUGACGCGGACCGCCUGCCGUGGCUGCUCUCCCUGCACGCGCUGCUGUGGCCCGCGCACUCGCACCCUCUCCCCCCUUCACAGCCCUGCUCCCUGGCACCCGCUGCACCACAGCAGACGGCCCUGAUGCUGCCGCCUGCACCGUGCUCCCCCCUGCCUCACUCCCCUCCCCCUCCCCCUCCACCUCCCUCUCCCUCCCGUCACCCCCCUUCACCUUCCCCUGGCCACGCGUCUCCGCCAUCUCACCCCCCCCUGGUUCUGGCGUGCUCUGCCCUCAAGCCAGAGUACCGCGACGUGCUGCGGUUUGGGGAGAUGCAAGGGGAGGCAGGGGGGCGGGGACGGGGAGGGGAAGAGGAAAUGGGGAGAGGGCAGGACACGCAAGGCUGUAAGGCACGUGAAGAGUGUGCGUGUGCAUUGAGGGGUGCAGGGCGUGCAGGGUGUGCAGGGUGUGCAGGGCGUGCAGGGCGUGCAGAGUGUGCAGAGUGUGGUGCACCGGAGAAUCUUUCUGACAUUGAUACCAAGACCAGCGAUGAGGCUUCCGCUGCACUCAACAACAGAGGGGGCCAGACCUGCGCGGGUACCACAAGCAGCAGCAGAUCAGACGCAUGCCAAAGCGGAGAAAUCAAUCAUGCAGGGGGCAGCAACCAUUGGAGGGGCAGCACCACGACAUCGCAGGCCGCACUGUGCUCUCCUUGCCUACUCUUCGUUCUGCUAGAGGUGCCGCAGCACAUGCUGGCAGACAGACUCUCCCAGCGGUAUUGUUCCGGUGCUCAUUUCAUGCCGCCUUCCCUGCUGCCGUCCCAGCUGGCCCUGCUGGCCGUGCGAGAGGAUGAAGGGGACAUGGUGAGGCUGCAUGCUGCUCGCACUGUUGAGUGUGUGGUGGAUGAUAUUCUGCAUCUACUGGUGCACAGAAUGCAUGGCUAGUGCAGCAUGCACUGGCAGUCUGGCAGACGGACUCACCCAGCAGUACCAUUCCGGUUGCUCACUUCAUGCCGCCCUUCCUGCUGCCCGCAGACAGACUCUAUAGAGAGGAUAUGAGGGUAAAUGGUGCUUGCACUGUAGAUUGUGUGGUGGAUG